AUGGACUUUGCAAGACAAUUGGUCAGAGCGCUCGAGGUUCCCCAUACUCGAGAAGAGCGUGCUCCCUCCGACCUGCAAUUUGUUUCGAGCGACGAUCUACUGCCAGUUCCAAUAGAGGAAAGAACAUGGACUGCUUUCAGUUAUGUCGCUUUCUGGACGAGCACGUCAAUCAAUGUUGGAACUUGGAUGAUAACCUCUAGCAUGAUCGUCAUGGGCAUGUCGUGGUGGCAAGCCUGGCUGACUAUCUGGAUUGGCUAUGGUGUGAUGACGCCGUUUGUCGUCCUGUUGGGCCGACCGGGUGCUGUAUUUCAUGUUACCUUCCCUGUCGUCAACCGUGCCAGCUUCGGAAUAUUUGGAAGUUUGUGGUGUGUAUUCAAUAGAGCGGCGAUGGCAUGUAUCUGGUACGGAGUGCAAUCGAGUAUCGGCGGUUCAUGCGUCUUAGUGAUGCUCCGUGCAAUCUGGCCAAGUGUUAAUAAUAUCCCAAAUUCCAUGCCCUUGUCCUCUGGCACUAAUACCAGGGAUUUUAUGUGCUUUCUCAUUUUUUGGAUUAUAUCUUUGCCCUUCAUAUGGCCUCCAGUGCACACAAUUCGUCAUUUCUUCACGUUCAAGACGAUCAUCGCGCCCAUUGCCUGUCUCAUCUUCAUGAUUUGGUGCAUCGUCAAGGCAAAAGGUGUUGGACCGAUCGUCAAACAGCCGGCAACCAUCCAUGGCUCAGAACUGGCAUGGGCCAUGAUUAGCAGUGUCGGUAUAUGCCUCAGUAACCUCAUAACAUUGACGACGAACGCGCCGGAUUUUGGGUCACGGGCGAAGACUCCAUCUGCACCGGUCAUUUCCCAGCUCUUGUCCAUCCCCCUCUCUUAUGGUUUAGUCUGUCUCUUUGGUGUGAUCGUCAGCUCAUCGUCACAAACAAUCUACGGGGAAGUAAUUUGGUCACCCGUGGAUUUGCUAGGAAUGUUCUUGGACGAUGACCCAUCCCCUGCCACUCGAUUUGGUGUCUGGUUCAUCGCCUUCUCUCUCAUUAUAGCCCAGAUAGGGUACGUCAUGGACGCACGAGUCGCUGUCAUAGCUCAUACUUUUGCGGGUUGUGAUCUGACGGCGCUAUUUCCACGUUUCAUCAAUAUCAGACGCGGCGGGUAUAUAUCAGCAAUUGUCGGACUUGUCAUGUGUCCCUGGAAUCUGGUAUCAAGCAGCAGUCGUUUUUCCUCCUAUAUGUCUGCGUACUCGGUCUUCCUGAGCGCGAUCGCGGGAGUUAUGGCCACUGAAUACUGGUUUGUGCGCAAGGGCCAUUAUAACGUCGCCGACCUCUACGUCACCCGCAAAGGCAGUUGGUAUUGGUACAAUUAUGGUUUCAACCCCAGAGCGUACGCAGCAUACGUGGCAGGCAUCGCCAUCAAUGUAGUGGGGUUCGCUGGUGAUACUGGAAGAUCUGUACCAGCUGCUGCGACUCACAUAUUCGACUUGUCGUUCUUCACAGGAUUUGGCAUCUCAAGUAUCGUGUACUAUCUAUUGAGCAGGAUGUUUCUGGUUCCUGGAGCUGCUGACAUAUUUGAGGAAAUAGAUGUAUCUGGGUAUGAGGAAAAGAUGGCGAGCUGCGAUGAGGAUACAAAGUCAAAGGACGAUUCCACAGAGAAGGAGUCAUCUACCAUAUUGAUUUAA
This is a messenger RNA of Suillus fuscotomentosus, 1656 nucleotides long. RefSeq names its product permease for cytosine/purines, uracil, thiamine, allantoin-domain-containing protein. The transcript has 16 exons. Gene Ontology annotation, biological process: nucleobase transport; transmembrane transport. NCBI's taxonomy places the organism in Eukaryota, Fungi, Basidiomycota, Agaricomycetes, Boletales, Suillaceae. The record is from RefSeq and is a predicted model, not a curated record. The coding region runs from base 1 to 1656 and encodes 551 amino acids. Gene Ontology annotation, cellular component: plasma membrane. Gene Ontology annotation, molecular function: nucleobase transmembrane transporter activity.